Sinocyclocheilus anshuiensis is the source of this 945-nucleotide messenger RNA. Its product is annotated as iodothyronine deiodinase 3. The transcript has a single exon. Gene Ontology annotation, biological process: thyroid hormone metabolic process. NCBI's taxonomy places the organism in Eukaryota, Metazoa, Chordata, Actinopteri, Cypriniformes, Cyprinidae. The record is from RefSeq and is a predicted model, not a curated record. The annotation marks the transcript as partial. Gene Ontology annotation, molecular function: thyroxine 5'-deiodinase activity.
GUUAACACGCCACCAAUAGCAGGUGACCAAUUACCAGUAGAAACCCACAGGGACCAUUAGAGUUUCCAUUAUAACCAGUAAAACCAUUACAAAUUCUGUGAUGGAUUCUAUUGUGUGUUUGUUUUUUUCAGCAGGGCAGAAUGCAUCGAUGACCUGAAAUAGUGCAUGAUGGAAACUCUUGUGAUGCGCGGCAGUGAAUGCGCAGUGGUUUGCGCGCUUGAUCCGGCUGAAGAUCAGAGGGUUAGCGCCGUCUGGUGUCGGAUGAUCGACUGACGCUCACCUGCUCAAUCACUUAUUCAGAUCAUAGGAACUUUCGCAGCGCGUCACGGAGUCAUUCGCGAGCGUCCGUGCGCUGCUACAGCUCCUGCAGUGGACUGACGAGAACUUCUGAAGCCAUCAAGAGUUUUAACGUUAAUAGGAGACGCUUUGUGUUUGCGCUGCACUCCGUUCCUCGAUGGAAUGGCAUUUCGGAAUAUGAGUGAUGCGCCUCGGUGUGUUCCAGCGUGUGUUUGGAGGCGGAGUGACUGACUGACAUUCAUUCAUCACAUAAAAGGGAAGUUGAGCCGCUGAACACCAGAAACUCUUCUGGGAUCGAUCAUGAAUGCGGCGAAGGCGCUGAAAAACGCGCUGGCGUGUUUGGUGAUCCUGCCGCGUUUUCUGGUCGCCGCGUUCAUGCUGUGGUGUCUUGAUUUUCUGUGCGUGAGGAGGAGAGUUUUGUUCCAUCUGAGGAGUGAGGAGGAGGACGAGGACCCUCCGCUGUGCAUCUCCGACAGCAGCCGCAUGUUCAGCUGGGAGUCGCUCAAAGCGGUUUUCCACGGACACAAGCUGGACUGGAUGAAGUCCGCGCGUCUCGGCCGCGACGCGCCCAACAGCGAAGUGGUUCCGCUCGCGGAUCCGACGCGCAGACGCGUGCUGGACUUCGCUUGCGCUCAGAGGCCGCUGCUG